Microcebus murinus (gray mouse lemur) is the source of this 844-nucleotide messenger RNA. The record is from RefSeq and is a predicted model, not a curated record. Lineage: Eukaryota; Metazoa; Chordata; Mammalia; Primates; Cheirogaleidae.
ACAGAGGUGGUGAAACCCCACCAGUGAGGACGUGCUGCUGGAAGGACACAGAGGUGACUGAGGGCAGGAGCAGACCUGGGAAGGCUCUGGCUGCUUUGGGUGACAUUUAAAUAAGAUGCAGAUCACCAUCAACUGGCCAUUGGUUUCCACUGCAGUGUUUGCAGGUGAAAUCCAAUGUAACCCCCCACUCCCCAGGGAAUGGAGCGGGGAGGGUCAGAGAAUGCGGCUGAGCUCUGGAUCUCUAAGAAGGGUGGGGGCCCAGAAUAGGCAAUCGGGCUCUGCCCUCCAGGCUACCCCUUACUCCCAGAGAAAGAGACUAACGGAGACCCCGCCCAGUUGCCCCAAAAUGAGAGGGUGCAACACAAGGAGUUUGGCUGGUUAAUGUAGGAAAGGGGCGGGGGCUGGAGGGGAGAAGGAUGGAGCAGCUGUCAGCAUGUCAACUCCUCAUCUGCAGGGUGCCCGCGUUUCCGCCGGGCUCCAGCCUGUGCCCUCACCCCUUUGGAACAGCUGAGCCUGUCCAUUCUCUCCGCAUCCGUCUCCAUCAUUCAGCCUCCGCCCUACCCCUUCUCUAUUCAUUUUUACUGCUCCCCUGUCCUAUCACCCGUGUGCCCUGGUUCAUCCACCCCCACCCACCGGCAAGGCCCGCCUCACCAGGGUCCUCCUGGAACCGUUCCUGGCUUUAGGCUUGUCGGGAGACUCUCCGGUCCCGCCCGGCGGGCCACCGAAGAGGGGAGGGGCGCUAGGACAACACUCUCUGCGCUGCGCAGCCGCACCCCUCCACGCAUGGGCGUGGCGUAGCUCAGACCCGCCCCCCUAGCGCUUGACGUCUUGCCGGUGUCACCCC